AUGAGCCGUUCCUCCCUCAUUCCCACCCAGGAAUCCGGCUACGGGUCCACCCCCGCGGUGGUUUCCGCCAAGAAGGAGUCCUCCCCCUUCACCCGCAACCGCGUCAUCGCGCUCGCCUGCUCCGCGCUCGGCCUCAUCGCCGUCGUGGGCUUCGGCUCUCGCAUGAACUCGGAUGCUGCCCUCGGCAACCCCUUCCAGCAGAUCAUGCACGCUCAGGCUAAGCAGUACGAGGCCCUCCAGGCUUCCAAGGCUGCGGGCAUCAAGAUGCUCUCCACCAUGCCUGUCCGCCCCGUCUUCGCGCCCAACGCCCGCGCCCAGCUCGGUGCCUCCGAGUACCAGCGCUGCGUCGCGCACGACUCCAAGCCCUCCGAGGGCUACAACGUCUCCGACUCUGACCAGAUCCGCCGCGAUCUCGUCUUCGACGUGUCCCGCGAGGACUACCCCGCGGUCACCGCCUACAAUGAUUCCAAGACCCUGCUCGCGGACGUCUCCUGCAAGGUGACUCCCCCCGGCAAGUUCCUCGACACCGAGCUCUGCAUGUCCCGCACCGACUUCUGCGACCAGUCCUGCAAGAUGCCCGUCCCGGCCAACUGCGACUACACCACCAAGUCCUUCGGCGCUUGCGAGCCCUCCGUCCGUACCAUCUGCAACGGCAUCACCACCUUCCACUACGAGUGCGAGACCAUGCAGGAUGAGCUCCAGCACGUCACCAACGAGUACGAUGCCCUCUCCCCGGGUGUUCCCCCCUGCCGCGUCGACGCCGAUGCCCCCUUCGCCAAGGCUGCCUACGCGCAGAUGAAGUACGAGGCUGCCUACGUCGACUGGGUCAACGCCGUCAACGACGCCACCGAGGUGUGCACCAUCGGCCACGCCCUCUGGGUCCACAACCUCGGCCUCUACCAGGCUCACUACGACGCCAUGGAGAACACCAUCGGCGACCUCAAGGCUCUGUGCAACGCCUCCAACCCCGAGGAGGAGUUCGACAUCUCCGAGGCCGUCGCCGAGGCGUCCAAGUCCUACUUCAAGCCCUCUUCCGGUCCCCACAAGGGCCGUAAGCUCGUCUGGUGGCAGCAGCUCUGCGAGCCCUCCAUCGCGGCUCUCGAGGAGCUCCUCAAGUCUCUUGAGAUUGCCUCCCCCCAGCUCAUGUGCUUCGCCGAGACUUGCCAGAUGAAGAAGGCUGCCGAGGCUGACGCGUUCGAGGCUCUCGUCGCCGCGCACAACAAGUUCUCCAUCGCCUACUCCGCGUACACCACCGAGGUUGACGCCUACAACAAGAAGGUUGAGGCCAAGGAGACCGCCCUCGCCGUCGCCAUUGCCGCCUUCGAGUCCUUCCACCCCGUCAAGGACAAGAUCGCCAUGUCCUACACCAAGGUUGUGUCCGCGUUCGAGAAGGUUGACGAGGCGUUCGACCCCGAGAACCCCGUCUGCCCGGUGAUCCCCGGCGUCUACCCCCUCCUCGACCCGUGCCAGACCCAGACUCUCUGCCACGAGAUGAUGAAGAAGCACUUCGACGAGUACGUCGACGUGGACACCUGCUCUGCCAAGGACACGGACGGUGCCAAGCACGCGAUCUGCAACCCUCCCCCCUCCCCCCCUCCUCCUCCUCCCUCCCCCAGCCCUCCUCCUCCCCAGCUCUCGCCGGAGGAGCGUGCGGCUCGCGCUCGCGCCGAGGCUCUCCGCAGGAACGGUGCUUCUGCGUCUGGUAUCCCCGGCUUCCUCGACGCGGCCAUGAAGGACAAGGUGAAGGAGAAGGUCGUCCAGGCGGUUGUCGACGAGCUCGAGGAGUCCCGCCGCUAGACAAAUUAAGAUUCAAGCAAAGGGCCUGUCGCGUUUUUGGGGGUCAACUGACCAUUGACACCCAUACGCGCUCGCUCAUCGCGUAAACAUGUUUUUGUCCCUUGAAACUCUUAGAGAUGCCGAUUGUAAUGUUAAGCACAGCUCGGUGUUCGAAAAAAAA
This is a messenger RNA of Micromonas commoda, 1957 nucleotides long. RefSeq lists its product with no specific name. The record is from RefSeq and is a predicted model, not a curated record. Lineage: Eukaryota; Viridiplantae; Chlorophyta; Mamiellophyceae; Mamiellales; Mamiellaceae. The coding region runs from base 1 to 1797 and encodes 598 amino acids. The transcript has 2 exons.